Messenger RNA from Nelumbo nucifera (sacred lotus), 3262 nucleotides. Its product is annotated as Pentatricopeptide repeat (PPR) superfamily protein. Gene Ontology annotation, biological process: RNA modification. The record is from RefSeq and is a predicted model, not a curated record. NCBI's taxonomy places the organism in Eukaryota, Viridiplantae, Streptophyta, Magnoliopsida, Proteales, Nelumbonaceae. Gene Ontology annotation, molecular function: RNA binding; protein binding.
AAAAUUAUUUCAAUACUAAGAUUAAAUCCAUUCAAACAAAUGGAGGAGGAGAAUUUAUCAAAUUUAAAUCUUUUUCUGAAUCAAUGUGGCAUCUUGCAUCGUUUCUCUUGUCCUCAGACUCAUGAUGAUUUUAUAACUCUCCUUGCAUAAAUUGAUGGGCCUAAAGCUGGAUGCAUCCACUAUGUCCCAAUGCUGCUGGUAAAAAUGUGUUGUAAAGUCAUUAGGGCCCCAAGUUUUAUGUAGGCUUAAUUGUUUCACCACAGAAAGGAUCUCUUCUGCUGUUGGGGGGAGUAGGAGAGAUUGGACUUGUUUAUUUGUGAUCCUAGGAAGGUUCCGCUGAAUAAGUGAUGCUGUGUUAAAUGUUUCCUCUACCUCCCCUAUGUUUUCCAUUUUUAUCAUUGCUUAGGUCUAGAACUUGUUUGGUGCAAUGACUGGACAAAGCUCCCUGAGUCACUCAGUCAAGUUUCUGGGUGACGCAUCUAUCCAUGUUAGACCUUCAAAUUUCAACUUGGUUACCUGUUGGCUGGCGUUUCUCGUUACUUAAUUUCAGGGAAAAUCGUCCAAAGUCUGUAGAAGGGUAGAUGGUUCUCUAUCAUGGACCCCGAUCUCCAUUCCUGCAUGCGCCUGUUGCAAUCCUGCAGCACCCUCCGAUCGAUCCAGCAAGGCCAACAGCUCCACGUCCUACUGCUCAAAAGGGGUCUACUUGAUACUACUCUUUUCAUUGGAAAUUGCCUACUACAAAUGUAUACGAGGUGUGGCACCCCGAAUGCGGCGCGGUGUUUAUUCGACGAGAUGCCUCAAAGAAAUUCUUUCUCGUGGAAUACCAUGAUUGACGCCUACUUGAAAUCUGGAAACAAGAAAAACUCACUUGAGCUUUUCAAUUCCAUGCCGCAUAAGAACGAAUUUUCAUGGAAUACAGUUAUCUCGAGUUUCUCCAAAUCAGGGGAUCUUCAGGUUGCUAGACAAUUGUUUGAUGAAAUGCCGGUGAAAAAUGGGCUUGCCUGGAAUUGUAUAAUUCAUGGGUACGUGCGCUUUGGCUUCCCCGAAGAAGCUCUGGCGUUGUUCAAGGAUUUGAGUUCGGAUCCUGCUGAACCAUCACGGAGUGAUACCUUCAUACUGGCUACAGUCAUCGGUGCCUGUGCCAAUUUGGCAGCUCUAGAUUGCGGCAAGCAAAUUCAUACCUGUGUCAUCGUUAGUGGAGUGGAUUUUGAUACGGUGCUCGGAAGCUCGCUUGUUAACAUGUACUGCAAGUGUGGAGAUUUGGACAGUGCAAAUCACGUUUUAAAUUCAAUGCAGGAACCAGAUGAUUAUUCCCUCUCGGCAUUGAUUUCCGGAUAUGCCAACUGUGGCCGGUUGAUUGACGCAAGAAGAAUUUUUGAUAGAAGAAUUAGCCCAUGUGUUGUUCUAUGGAACUCCAUGAUUGCUGGAUAUGUUACCAAUAAUGAAGUAGGGGAAGCACUGGAGCUCUUCAACAGGAUGCAAGAACAAAGAAUCCAAGGAGACACCUCUACUAUUGUUAGUGUUUUGAGUGCCUGUUCUAACAAGGCUUUUAUUAAAACUGGCAAACAAAUGCAUUCUUAUGCUUUCAAAGCUGGGGUUGUUAAUGACAUUAUUGUUUCUAGUGUCCUUGUUGACAUGUACUCCAAGUGUGGAAGACCCAAUGAUGCCUGCAAAUUUUUUUCUGAGCUGAGAGAUUAUGACACAGUUUCACUUAAUUCUAUGAUCACCGUGUACUCCAACUGUGGAAGAAUUGAAGAUGCUAGACUGAUCUUUGAUACAAUGCCAAGUAGGAGCCUUAUCUCAUGGAACUCAAUGAUUGUGGGUUAUAGUCAGAAUGGUUUUCCUCUAGAAGCAUUGCAUCUUUUCUGCAAGAUGCAUGAGCUGGAUUUGAGAAUGGAUGAGGUUAGCCUUGCUAGUGUAAUUAGUGCUUGUGCUAGCAUCUCUUCUCUAGGAUUUGGCGAGCAAAUCUUUGCUCGAGUUAUUGUCACUGGCCUUGAGUCCAAUCAGAUCAUCUCUACCUCCCUCAUUGAUCUCUAUUGCAAGUGUGGUAACAUUAAAGAUGGACGGAAAUUGUUUGAUCAGAUGGUGAAAUCUGAUGAAGUCCCAUGGAACUCAAUGUUGGUUGGUUAUGCUACAAAUGGUUAUGGACUUGAAGCAUUGAAGUUGUUCGAUGAGAUGAGACAUGUGGGUGUUGAUCCAAACAAUGUCACCUUUACUGGUGUAUUGUCUGCCUGCAACCAUUGUGGAUUAGUCAAUGAAGGAGAGAGAUGGUUCUAUACAAUGAAAGAAGAUUAUCAUAUUGAGCCAGAGAUUGAACAUUACUCAUGCAUGAUUGAUCUGUUUGCUCGUGUUGGUUUUCUUGUAGAGGCAAUGAAUCUAAUCAACUGCAUGCCAUUUGAGGCAGAUGCAAGCAUGUGGUCCUCAGUUUUGAGGGGCUGUAUGGCUCAUGGAAACGAGACUCUUGGGAGGAAGGUAGCAGAACAUAUUAUCAAGCUUGAUCCUGAGAGUUCAACAGCUUAUGUACAGUUAUCUGGCUUAUAUGCCACUUGUGGGGACUGGGAGAGUUAUGCACAAAUUAGAAAGACUAUGAAGGAUAGGAAAAUCAGAAAAAAUCCUGGUUACAGUUGGAUUGAUUAUUGAAUAGAAAGGUUUGAUUGAUGCAUAUAUGGUCAGUGGUGAUAGUGAUAACUUCAUAUAAUUCUUGUCUGUUGGUGGCACUUGUCUUCUGCUACAAUUCCAUCUACCUCAACCACAACUGCGUUGCUUCUUUUUCCAAACCCGUUUCCUUCAUGAGCUGCCUUAGUUGAUGGGCACUAUCUCAUCUAUUCACAGUGACAUAGAUGUUUGACAUUAGGACAUAUCUUGCAGUAUUCUAGGCUCUAGUUCAAAGUGAGCUUCUACUGAUUCUGUGGACCUGGCAAGUAUUUCUGCAUCAUGUCUUCUGCGUGGAGAGCAGGACAUUCAAAUACACUCCUUGGUUAUUAAAACAGGCCCAAGUCUGAUGCAAAUCAUCAGUUGCUUGCUUAUGGACAUGUACAAUAAAUCUGGGUUAGUGCACCCUGCAAUGAAAAUCUUUGCUAAAAUGGGAUACCAGUUACCAGAUACUUGGUACCAUGGAGUAACAUUCAUUGGUUUUGCUCAAAAUGGAUGUGAGUUUGAAGAAUUAGAAUAACUAUUUGAAGAGCUAUGAGAGUGGUCCAAAAUCAGAUGAAAUAACAUUGUCUGGGCUUCCAAUGGCUAUCAACAAUGGAGGUUUUGUCAA